AUGCUGUAUGUAUGCUUUGAUAUUGAAAGAUUCCACACCUGGAAAACUUAUGGUGUUGGCCUAGCAAUACUGACAGAAACAAGAAUAUUGCAGCUGAUAUUGAAAAUGGGUCACCUACACCUACCCAAAUAUCAUAAAAAGGAAGUGAAAGGACCAAAGAUGGAACGGGCACGGCGAUUUACGGGCAACUUCAUCUUGAUGAUGGAGCUUAGGAAGAAGAUCUUUAAAUUCAGGGACAUCAUUGACCUGCCACCCUGUGAUGGCAAUGAAAGCAUAAAUGAAUUAGUUUCGAGAACAAUGAAAGAUCUGCACAAGUUUCACCCUGAUAGCAUAUCCAGAAGCGAACUGUCAGAAAUUAAGGGAGCAUCUAUUGAUAAGGUUCUGGUCUACUAUUGUGAGGUUUUGAGAUCUAUUGGAGAUUCAUGGACCAAGAAUCAAGAAUGGAUGGACAAAGUGACAUCUGAUAAGUUUAGCAAUAUUGAAAAACUCAAUUCAGAAAAACUUGUUGAAAUGGCACUGGCAAUACUUAAUUCUGUAAUUAACGUAGCAAAAGAAAAGUUCGAUAUGAUGGAUGAAGAUGAUGAGCAGAACAAAGAUAGUCUACCUGCUAGUGCAUUUGGGAAAGUUGUGAUGGGGAUCUAUUCAGAGAGCAACACCUCCUGUUGUGCUUCUCCAGUCACUCCAACAUCUGUUCUGCCACCACGGUUUAUGGGUUCUCCCAGUUCGGAUGAAUUUGCAAAUAUUUCGUGCUCAUCACCUCUUCUCCGGUCUUUGAGAGUUCAAGCUGUGGGGAAACUGAACCCAAUUGAUAUAAAACGCCUCUCAUUCUACAUUCCUCCAAACAUGGGAGCUCAAGGCUACAGCAAUUGGAAUUUAAAGAACAAUGAAGAAACAAUGGAAGAAAUAGAAGCAGAAAGUAAAUCCUCGAACCAAAGAAGCAAUGUAGAUGAUGAAAAUUUUGAAAUGGAAGCAAGCAGCUACUCUGAAGUAACAAAAGUUGCAAAAGUAGAUGAUGCUAGAAAAUGCUGUACAGAAAAUGGAUCACCAGAGAUUGAAACGGUUGGGACAACUGAGACCUCUGAAGAGUUGAUGACACCAGCUCCACCGCCUACUCCCCAGCUGAUACCACCCAUAUCACAUGCCAAUGUAGGAGAAUCACUGCCACCUCCUAUGCUGCAACCAAAUGUAGUAGCCCCACCUCUUCCUCCUCCUCCUCCACCACCACCACCACCAAUUGUGCUGCAACCAAAUGUGAAAGCCCAACUACCACCAUCCACACCACCGGUACCUCCACCCAUGUUGCAGCCUAAUAAAGCAUCUGUAGGGGCUCCGCUGCCACCGCCACCCCCUAUGUCACAGCCUAAUAUAGCAGCAGCAGCAGCAGCAGCAGCAGCAGGUGCUGCAAAGGUCAUGCCAUCUCCGCCACCACCCCCACCUAUGACAUCAGGAACAGUAACAGCAGCAAUGCCACUGUCACCACCUCCACCACCCAAGACAUCAGGAACUGCAACAGCAGCAGCACCUCCACUGCCGCCACUCAUGACUUCUUCGAAAGGAUCAAAGCCAUUACGAUCACCACCACCCAUUGCACAAGCAAAUGGAGCUGCUCCACCACCACCACCACACAUUGCACAAGCAAUUGGAGCCGCUCCACCACCACCACCGCCCAUGGCACGAGCAAAUGGAGCUGCUCCACCACCACCUCCACCUGGUGCAGCAAGAUCCUUACGCCCCAAGAAGGCACAGACAAAAUUAAGGAGAUCAAGCCAAAUGGGUAAUUUGUAUCGGAUUCUCAAGGGGAAGGUGGAAGGAGGAAAUCCAAACACUAAAUCAGCCAACGGAAGAAAGGGUUCGGCUCCGUCCAGCAAUAGUGGAAAGCAGGGAAUGGCUGAUGCACUAGCAGAGAUGACAAAGAGAUCAGCAUACUUCCAACAAAUUGAAGAAGACGUUCAAAUGUAUGCAAAGUCAAUCACAGAGCUGAAGCCUGCCAUUAGUACUUUCAAAAAUAAGGACAUGACUGAGCUGAUAAAGUUCCAUCAACAGGUUGAAUCCGUCCUUGAGAAUUUAACUGACGAAACACAGGUGCUUGCCAAGUUUGAAGGUUUCCCCCAAAAAAAGUUGGAAGCAUUAAGGAUUGCAGCUGCGCUAUACACAAAGUUGAAUGGAAUAUUAUCUGAACUUCAAAAUUGGAAUAUCGUCACUCCCUUAGGGCAACUGUUGGACAAGACCGAACGUUACUUCAAUAAGAUCAAAGGAGAAAUGGACGCCUUGGAGAGAACCAAAGAUGAGGAAUCCAAGAAAUUUCAAAGUCACAAUAUCCACUUUGACUUCCAUAUUCUUGUGCAGAUCAAGGAAUCAAUGGUGGAUGUUUCCUCCAACUGCAUGGAACUGGCACUCCAGGAAAGGAAAAAAGCUAAUUCUAAAAUGCUUUGGAGUGCUUUUCAAUUUGCAUUCAGAGUUUAUUCGUUUGCUGGAGGGCACGAUGAUCGUGCUGACAAGUUGACGAGGGAAUUGGCUCAUGUGAUAGAUGCUAUUCCCAGCACCGUUAAUUAAUUAGUCGAAAAGCAUGCAUA
Messenger RNA from Hevea brasiliensis (rubber tree), 2573 nucleotides. RefSeq lists its product as uncharacterized. Gene Ontology annotation, cellular component: chloroplast outer membrane. The transcript has 8 exons. The record is from RefSeq and is a predicted model, not a curated record. Lineage: Eukaryota; Viridiplantae; Streptophyta; Magnoliopsida; Malpighiales; Euphorbiaceae. Gene Ontology annotation, biological process: chloroplast organization. The coding region runs from base 1 to 2553 and encodes 850 amino acids.